Aureobasidium subglaciale EXF-2481 is the source of this 720-nucleotide messenger RNA. RefSeq lists its product as uncharacterized. NCBI's taxonomy places the organism in Eukaryota, Fungi, Ascomycota, Dothideomycetes, Dothideales, Saccotheciaceae. Bases 1 to 720 code for a protein of 239 amino acids. The transcript is spliced from 2 exons. The record is from RefSeq and is a predicted model, not a curated record.
AUGUCUGCAAUGGGCUUCCAAGGUCCCCCCAGCGUUUCCUUUGACGCCUCCCCAGACCUGGUCAGAGUUCCUACACAACGUAUGGUAACCUGGAAGGAAGACCGCAUGCCAAAGCGCUCCGACCUACCCCCUGGCCAUCUCAUCAAGGAGCUCAUCCUGAAGCUCUGCCCAGGAGACAACCUCGAACAGCUCGAGACAGUCUACAGAAGUGAGGUUGCAAGAGCAGAGAUGGAGGAGUGCUACCAGAUCAGACUCAAGAUCGCAGAGAUCGAGCUGCAACAGUGGAAGCAUUUUGCAGAGCACACCAAGAUCGACCACCACACCGCCAAAGGCCGUGGCGAUUACGUUGCUGUUGGUUUGUGCGAAGCUGGUCUUGACAAGGCUCAGGGUAAGAUCGCACACCGGACCCAUGUUGUUGAGAGAGAGAAGAAGGAGACCCAGGGGUGUGAGGCCAGACUUCGUACCAUGGAUCGCCAGGCUACGAAUGCCAUCGCCUCGCUCUUCAACAGGCACGGUGAAAAUACUCGCUAUUGCAUACUCGCAUACAUCCUCGCCAGAAAGGAGAGCUCGUCUUUCCUUGGUCGAAGUCACGUAAAGAGGAAUGGGGCAAGCAUGUUGACCUCAGUUGACGACUCUGCUCUUUACAAACGUACUGUGCCUUUCCACAGUCACUACAAGUUGUCGUCUAGGGAGGAUGCUGAAGUAGUCAGACUCGACUGA